UUGCCCGCCGCCUCUCGGCUGUGCGUGGCCUCCGCAGUGGAACGAACCAUGCUAGACUUCCCCCAGCAUGUCUCCUCUGACAGGGAUGUACGGGCAGCAAGUACAGAAGCCGACAAAAGACUUCCUCGUUUUGAUAUUGAGAUGAGCAUGAGAGAUGAUGUAUUUCUGAGAAUUGUUCAUUUACAGGAAACCUGUGAUCUAGAGAAGAUAAAACCUGAAGCCAAACGAUAUUUGGAAAAAUCCGUUAAAAUGGGAAAAAGGAAUGGGCUCCAUCUUCCAGAACAAGUACAAAAUGAAAUUAAAGCAAUGAAGAAGAGAAUGAGUGAGCUAAGUAUUGAUUUUAACAAAAGCCUCGGUGAGGAUGAUACCUUCCUUGUAUUUUCCAAGGCUGAACUUGGUGCUCUUCCUAGUGAUUUCAUUGACAGUUUAGAAAAGACAGGUAAUGACAAGUAUAAAAUUACUUUAAAAUAUCCACACUAUUUUCCUGUCAUGAAGAAAUGCUGCAUCCCUGAAACCAGAAAGAAGAUGGAAAUGGUUUUUAAUACAAGGUGCAAAGAGAAAAACACUGUAAUUCUGCAGCAGCUAGCCCCCCUGUGGGCCCGGGUAGCCAAACUGCUGGGCUACAGCUCACAUGCCGACUUUGUCCUUGAAGUGAACACUGCAAAGAGUACCAGCCGUGUGGCAGCCUUUCUAGAUGAUUUAAGCCAGAAACUAAAACCCCUGGGUGAGGCAGAACGAGAGUUUAUUCUGAAUUUGAAGAAAAAGGAAUGUGAAGAGAGAGGUUUUGACUAUGAUGGGAAAAUCAAUGCCUGGGAUCUACAUUAUUACAUGACUCAGAUGGAAGAACUCAAGUACUCUGUAGACCAAGAGAUCCUCAAGGAGUACUUCCCCAUCGAAGUGGUCACAGAAGGCUUGCUGAGCAUCUUCCAGGAGUUGCUGGGACUUUCAUUUGAGCAAGUGGCAGACCCUCAUGUGUGGAGUAAGAGUGUUACACUGUACACUGUGAAGGAUAAAUCGACAGGAGAAGUAUUGGGCCAGUUCUACUUGGACCUCUAUCCAAGGGAAGGAAAAUACAACCACGCAGCCUGCUUUGGUCUCCAGCCCGGCUGCCUCCUCCCUGAUGGGAGCCGCAUGAUGUCGGUGGCCGCCCUUGUGGUGAACUUUACCCAGCCACUGGCAGGUCGCCCCUCUCUCCUGAGGCACGAUGAGGUGAGGACCUACUUCCAUGAAUUUGGUCAUGUCAUGCAUCAGAUUUGUGCACAGACUGAUUUUGCACGGUUUAGUGGAGCAAAUGUGGAAACUGACUUUGUAGAGGUGCCAUCACAAAUGCUUGAAAAUUGGGUGUGGGACAUUGAUUCCCUUCGAAUACUGUCAAAACAUUAUAAAGAUGGAAACCCUAUUAUGGAUGAUCUGCUUGAAAAACUUGUUGCUUCUAGACUGGUCAACACAGGUCUUCUGACUUUACGCCAGAUUGUUUUGAGCAAAGUUGAUCAGUCUCUCCACACCAACACAUCGCUAGAUGCUGCAAGUGAAUAUGCCAAAUAUUGCACAGAAAUUUUAGGUGUUGUAACCACUCCAGGCACAAAUAUGCCAGCUACCUUUGGACAUUUGGCAGGGGGAUAUGAUGGCCAGUAUUAUGGAUAUCUUUGGAGUGAAGUAUUUUCUACGGACAUGUUUUACAGCUGUUUUAAAAAAGAAGGGAUAAUGAAUCCAGAGGUUGGAAUGAAAUACAGAAACCUAAUCCUGAAACCUGGGGGAUCUCUGGACGGCAUGGACAUGCUCCAGAAUUUCUUGAAACGUGAGCCAAACCAAAAAGCGUUCCUAAUGAGUAGAGGCCUGCAUGCUCCAUAAACUGGGGAUCUUUGGUAGCAGUCCAUGUCUGGAGGACAAGUCUGCAUCACCAUGUGUUACUGGCCUGGAAACUGAAGGGAGUUUUGCAAAUGAAAGUUUAGAUUUGUAUUAACCACCUUUUUUUUUUUAAAUACAGAUGUAAAUGGAAUUAUAAAUACUGUGUCCUAAGAAAAGACCCAUUAGAAAAGAAUUGUACUAUAAAAUUUCAUAAAAAUAUAUUUGAUUUCUUUUUAUAAAAGCUUCAUAUGAAUGUAAUUUGAUUUUUUACUAUUAUAACCUAGGUAAUAUAAUACAAGAGGACUAAGAUUUUUUAAUUGAAUCAUAUACAUUAUAUAAUUUGAUCCUUCUUAUCUUGAAGUUUCAUACUUGAUAAAUGAGUCAUCACAUUCCUGUGGUAAAAUUUUCUUGAAACCCUGCAUCAACUUUGACUCUCUGCCUCACAGUAAUGUGUGACCUCUUUGCCUGCAUGUGUCAAGGCCAGGGGAAUAUGCUCAGUAAUGCAUUUAUUUUUGUAUUUCAGGCCUUACGAUUCCCAACUUUCUGCCACACUUAAAUUAUGUUCCUCCAUUUGGGUUUGUCUUUUCUGUCUGAAGUACAGCCAGAGAGUACCAAAAAAUUACCAGUUUUUUAAUUGAACUGGCCUAAUGUGGCUUGCAAGUUUUUGUCUCUUGUGUUAGAGGAGUUGGGAUCUUUUAUUAGAGGUUCGUUACCAUUUUGCCAUACAAGAUGAUCAGUUUUCCUAUUUGGCAACGAGAAUACAAAAGCAAGUCCAAGGUAUGUUUCUCUUCUCAUGUUUCUAAUAAGCGGUAGGACUUUGCCUCCUUUACUGCUACCUCACCUUAAGUGGCAAGUAAAUAUGUCACAAAUGGAUAAUCAGAGCAAGUGGGUGGAGAGCCGAAGCUGAUAUGGGGCAUAAAGAGCUUAGAAACUCCAGAAGAGGAGUGGGAUCUGGACAGAAGUGUUUGAGGACAGCUGCUCCAAAAUGUUAAGUGUGCCCAAACGCAGCCAUGGGAGGAGGCUCUCUGUAACCUGUUUUGUCUGGUGACUUUUAUUUUAAAUGAACCUUUGGAACUCUCUUUAACUCUCCUUACUGUGGGCUGAAACUCCAACUUACAGCAGAGCAAUAAACUCACAGUGCUUAUUUUUCCUCUUUUCAGUAAGGAAACCAAA
Messenger RNA from Manis pentadactyla (Chinese pangolin), 3021 nucleotides. Its product is annotated as neurolysin, mitochondrial-like. The transcript has a single exon. The record is from RefSeq and is a predicted model, not a curated record. The annotation marks the transcript as partial. Gene Ontology annotation, biological process: peptide metabolic process; proteolysis. Gene Ontology annotation, cellular component: mitochondrial intermembrane space. Gene Ontology annotation, molecular function: metalloendopeptidase activity. NCBI's taxonomy places the organism in Eukaryota, Metazoa, Chordata, Mammalia, Pholidota, Manidae.